AUGGGUCCACUACACAGUGCCACCCAAUAUUCAUUUGUGCUCAUCAUUCAUGAUGCCCAUUCUAGUAUGAUUUGGGUGCAAGGGCUAGCACACAAAGGGGCCGCAUAUCAGGAAGCAGCCUGGUGGCUAUCCAAAAUUCAUGCCACCAAGAAUCAAAGACUGUCUGAGGUCCGGGUGGACCAGGGUGAACUUUGGUCUGCUGCCUUCUGUGAGCUGUGCUCUUCAAUGGGCAUGAAGAUCUCUGCUUCGCCCACCCAACAACAAACACCGCUGACAACCGGAAUAUGCGUGAGCGCUGGAACUACGACCAUCUACUCACGAGAGGGUGAGCUAGCCUUCAAUCGAAAUGUUUCAAUCCUGUACAGUGAUUCAUCAGGAGCACAUGCCAUUGCAAGUGACCCACAACACUUCAAGAGGACAAAGCACAUUGAUAUUGCUCACUUCUUCUUGCAGGAUGAAGUGGCUAGUCAGUGA
Ustilago hordei is the source of this 474-nucleotide messenger RNA. RefSeq lists its product as uncharacterized. The transcript has a single exon. Gene Ontology annotation, molecular function: nucleic acid binding. The record is from RefSeq and is a predicted model, not a curated record. NCBI's taxonomy places the organism in Eukaryota, Fungi, Basidiomycota, Ustilaginomycetes, Ustilaginales, Ustilaginaceae. Bases 1 to 474 code for a protein of 157 amino acids.